Messenger RNA from Halteromyces radiatus, 2520 nucleotides. Its product is annotated as p115 like vesicle tethering protein. Bases 23 to 2440 code for a protein of 805 amino acids. The transcript has 14 exons. The record is from RefSeq and is a predicted model, not a curated record. Gene Ontology annotation, biological process: vesicle fusion with Golgi apparatus; endoplasmic reticulum to Golgi vesicle-mediated transport; transcytosis. Lineage: Eukaryota; Fungi; Mucoromycota; Mucoromycetes; Mucorales; Cunninghamellaceae. Gene Ontology annotation, cellular component: Golgi membrane; ER to Golgi transport vesicle membrane; cytoplasm.
UUUUUAUUUGCUGUACUUAGUGAUGGACUUCUUCAGUAGAGGAUAUAGUGCUCUUAGGGGUGAAAGAGGACAACCACAAUCGGCUGAUGAAACCAUUGAACGACUUGCUGAUUGUCUUGAAACUGCUACUUUACUGGAAGACAGACGUGCUGCUGUCCUUAGCCUGAAAGGACUUGUGAAGGAUUGGCCUGAAACAGUAGGAGACAAAAGUUUACCUGCUUUAAUUAAAGGACUUCAUAUGGAUUAUCGAGAUGUGGAUAUCACCAAAUCACUUUUGGAAACCCUUACCAUUUUAUGUACAAGGAAAAAAUUACGUACUGAGAACGAUAGAGGUGACAAGUAUACCGAUUACUUUAUUGAAGAUUCCUCCAAUGUCACCAUUCUUUUAGAUAUUUUGGAGGAGUUCGAUUUUUAUAUUCGGUUCAAUACUAUCAAGUUACUUUCAACACUUCUAUCCAACCGACCAAAACGUAUCCAAGAAUGCAUCCUUACUAGCCCAAUGGGAAUAACAAGACUUGUCGACUUAUUGGACGAUAAACGUGAUAUUAUACGAAAUGAGGGUCUUUUAUUAUUGAUUGAAUUGACAAGAUCAAAUGCAGAAGUACAAAAACUUGUAACCUUUCAGGCGACCUUUGAAAAAUUACUGGCACUUAUCGAAGAACAAGAAGGAAUCUCUGGUGAUAUUAUUGUGCAAGAUAGUUUGACUUUGAUGCAAAAUCUAUUACGAUACAAUGUCUCGGAUCAAAUCUAUUUUCGUGAAACAAGUUGUAUCCAACAGAUUCCAGGAUUAUUAGGAUUUGUUGGUGAUAGUGAAGCUGAUCAUAUUCCCUUUUCAUUUGAAGAUUGGCCUCCUCAAAAAGUGGCAAAUACUGUAGCUGUUCUAGAAUUGAUUCGUGUUCUUACUGAACCUGAUGGUGCCAAUACAACAAUUAAUCAAAAUGUCAUGGUCCAAAGUGGUAUCCUUCUUCCCAUUGUCCAACUUGGUAUUUGCUCAAACACACCAUCUAUUGUCCGAACUGAAGCCUUGUAUGCUAUUGCCUAUGUAAUACGAGAUAAUGUCGCAAAUCAAGAAAAAUUCACUAAAACAGUAGUAGCCAGUCCUCCAAAUAUGAUUGAUGGUCAAAUCGAUCCUAAUCUUGUUCCUGGUCUUCCUCGUCCUGCCAUGGUAUCUCUUAUUGCUAUUGCUGUUACUGCUGAUACUGGUCUUCUCUAUAGUUAUUCAAGUCGUGCUGCUGCUGCAUUUGCUGUGUCUUCUUGUGUAGAUGGAAACAAUGAUACGCAACUUGUAAUUGCUUCUAUGAUGAAAUUGCCUCCUGUUGACAACGCAAAUACUGACUUUACAGAUAAACCAUGUUCUGCUGGAUCAUUGCUAUUGGAAGCUAUUGAAAAUUGGGAACUAUCUAUACAAGACCCUUACAAGGUGUGGUUUGCUUGUGUUAUUUUAUCUCAUAUCAUCAAGGAUAAUGAACAGGCAAAACAAGUAGCUGGAGGUAUUCAAUUUGGUGAAGAAGACAAUGGUGAAGAACCAGUACCUUUAUUACAUCAUAUUGUCGCCCAGCUAUUAUUAUCAACAAAGAAUUCUGCAACAAACCCACGGAUACCCGUUGCCUACUUAUGUCUACUUUGUGUAUGGCUUUACGAUAGUCCAGCAUCAGUCGCUCUAUUUUUAUCAGAAAGCACUCAUGUUCAAUUUUUAAUUCAAGAAGUACAAUCAUCAACCAAUGAUCCAACAGUUCAAGGGUUGACUGCCUUUUUACUUGGUAUUACAUAUGAAUUCAACAAUGAUCCUCAAACUCCAAUCACAAGAGAAAAACUUCAAGCUAUAUUGUCUAGUAGGGUAGAUGUCUUCAAUAGCCAUAUAACAAGACUUCGAGAUAGUAAUGCUAUCAAGAACGCUUCUCAACAUCUGGAAAUAUCUGCUGAAGAUGAAGCACUUGCUACAAGCACCAAGAGUCUACCUUCUCUUCUUCUUGAUGUUUCCUUUGCUAAAUUCUUUAAGGAUGUAUAUGAAACGACGCAACGAUCUAUGAAACGACGACCAUCUAGUUUCAAACCAAAGGCACAAUCAGUGACUAUGGGAGCCACAGAUGGAAAUCCUGAAGAGAUAGAAUCAUAUAAAUCGACUAUCAAAAACCAAGCAAAUCUGAUAGAAUCUCUUGAACAAAAAGUGACAGAACUAGAAACCAAGUUGGCGGCCUUACAAUCAUCGCCUGAAAAUAGCAUGACAGCAGAAUUAUAUGAAGAAAAGGAAAAGAAUAAGAAGCUGAUGGCUAUUGUGGAUGAAGAAAGAUUAAAAUACGCCACAUUGGAAAAGGAACAGGAAGAUCUACUUGUGCUAAUGGGUGAUCAAGAUAUGACCAACAAACGAUAUAAGAAUAGGCUACGGCAAAUAGGUGAACAAGUAACAGAUAGUGAAAAUGAGGAUGAAGAUGACGAGUAAAAUUAGUCUAUCUCUUUUUAUUAUAAUUAUUAUUAGUAAUAGUAUUAUUAUUAUUUACAAUUACACCAAUAAACAAAUGC